GCGUUAUUGGCGUUAUAGUCGUUAUUGGCGUUAUAGGCGUUAUAGACGUUAUUGGCGUUAUAGGCGUUAUUGGCGUUAUAGACGUUAUAGUCGUUAUUGGCGUUAUAGUCGUUAUAGGCGUUAUUGGCGUUAUUGCCGUUAUAGGCGUUAUAGGCGUUAUUGGCGUUAUAGUCGUUAUUGGCGUUAUUGGCGUUAUAGGCGUUAUUGGCGUUAUAGACGUUAUAGUCGUUAUUGCCGUUAUUGGCGUUAUUGCCGUUAUAGGCGUUAUUGGCGUUAUAGGCGUUAUAUGCGUUAUAGGCGUUAUUGCCGUUAUUGGCGUUAUUGACGUUAUUGACGUUAUUGGCGUUAUAGACGUUAUUGGCGUUAUUGACGUUAUAGGCGUUAUAGGCGUUAUUGGCUUAUAG
This is a messenger RNA of Paramuricea clavata, 404 nucleotides long. NCBI's taxonomy places the organism in Eukaryota, Metazoa, Cnidaria, Anthozoa, Malacalcyonacea, Plexauridae. The record is from the annotation of a GenBank genome assembly.